Molecule: messenger RNA, 1118 nt
Organism: Eutrema salsugineum
Lineage: Eukaryota; Viridiplantae; Streptophyta; Magnoliopsida; Brassicales; Brassicaceae
Product: thioredoxin-like 2-2, chloroplastic
Exons: 4
Coding region: 163-897 (244 amino acids)
Biological process (GO): cell redox homeostasis
Source: RefSeq, a predicted model, not a curated record
AGAGGCACAUGAUGAGAGAUAUAUCACUGGAAUCUGAACCAGACAGUUUCUGAUCUUCUUUGAGAAAUCUUCUUUUCCUCCUGGAGGAUCUCUCGGAGAAGACAAAGCGAAGAACAAUCUCAGUUUCUUUUCUCUCUUAUCUUUCUCGGUAGGUAAAUUUAGAUGGCUGGAGUCGUGCGAUUAUCGGCGACGUCGGUCCAGGCCCUUCGCGUCUCUUCGUCCUUCACCUCCUUUGCGACCACUCUCAAUUCUCUACAACCUUGCUUACCUCCAAAUUCGAAUCUUAAUUCUGAUAAGAGAUUGCGCCUGGUCUCCUCUUCUCCCUCGUGCUCGUCCUCUCAUUACCCAUCUUCUGGUCUCGGAAGCCAAAGUCCCCUUAGACGACCCAAGAGCAAAGUGGUUCGCGUCAAGGUGGAUGAGAGCGUGGCGGAGACAGAGCCACCGAAAUGGUGGGAGAGGAAUGCUGGACCAAACAUGGUCGACAUUCAUUCUACUGAAGAAUUCUUGAAGGCUUUAAGCGAAGCAGGCGAAAGAUUAGUCAUUGUAGAGUUUUAUGGAACUUGGUGCGGUUCUUGCAGAGCAUUGUUCCCAAAGCUUUGCAAGACAGCAGUGGAAAAUCCCGAUAUAUUGUUUCUCAAAGUAAACUUUGAUGAGAACAAACCCAUGUGCAAGAGUUUGAACGUGAAAGUGCUUCCUUAUUUCCACUUUUACCGGGGAGCUGAUGGCCAGCUUGAGUCCUUCUCAUGUUCUCUAGCUAAGUUUCAGAAGAUAAAAGAUGCCAUCAGACUGCACAACACCGCUCGUUGCAGCAUUGGUCCAGCCAAGGGACCUGAAGGGUUAACCUUGGAAUCUUUAUCUGUGCAGACGAGUGCAGCCAAACCAGCUGGAUCAAGUUGAAGUUCCAGGCUUUUAGAUUUAUUUCUGCAACAGUCUUUGGUUACUCAAGCAAAUACUGAGCUUAAUAUUCUGUAUAUCUGUCAUUAUUUUUGGUAUAAAAGAAUACUCUUCCUGAAGCAUGUUAGGAUUUUUCUGCCAACAGGCAAUUGCAAAUGUAUUUUACUGCUGGUCCUUAUUGUUGUAUGAUGCAUGUGUGAGGUUAAAUAUGUCUAUUUUGCAUA